Molecule: messenger RNA, 312 nt
Organism: Rotaria sp. Silwood1
Lineage: Eukaryota; Metazoa; Rotifera; Eurotatoria; Philodinida; Philodinidae
Source: the annotation of a GenBank genome assembly
AUGCUGCCACCAUCACUGCCGCCACCACUACUGCUAAGAGGUCUGAGUAAACGUGAUCGUACAACAUUUUCAAAUUUAAAAGAAUUUGUAUCAUCAAAUGAAAAUUGGAAACGUUUAAGACAUCAUUUAACAAAUACAAAAUUACCAUAUAUUUCAUAUCUUGGUAUUUAUUUAACUGAUCUUAUUCGUAUUGAUACACUACAUCCACAUAGUGGUGGACUUGAAACAAAUCAACGUAAAAAUACCAUGAAUAAUAUUUGUCGAGUUAUAUCAGAAUUUCAACAAUCAACUUAUGGUUUGUUUUAUUUAUAG